AGGUUGAAAGGCUUGCUGAGGUACAUGGUGAAACAGCUGGAGACAGGAGACGUGAAUAUUGAUGAGCUGAAGAAGAACUUGGAGUACACUGCUUCAUUGCUGGAAGCUGUCUACAUAGAUGAGACCAGGCAGAUCCUGGACACGGAAGAUGAGCUCCAAGAGAUCAAGUCUGACGCAGUACCCUCAGAGGUGCGGGACUGGCUGGCUUCCACUUUCACCCAGCAGACGCGGGCCAAGGGGCGUCGUUCCGAGGAGAAGCCCAAGUUCCGCAGCAUCGUCCAUGCUGUUCAAGCUGGCAUCUUUGUGGAGAGGAUGUUCCGUCGGACGUACACGGCUGUGGGGCCCAACUAUUCUGCCUCAGUCAUCAACUGCUUGAAGACUCUUGACCUCUGGUUUUUUGAUGUUUUCGCGCUGAAUAAAGUGAGUGAAGACCAUGCCUUGCGCACAAUUGUCUUUGAGCUGCUUACCCGCCACAAUCUCAACAGCCGCUUCAAGAUCCCCACGGUGUACCUCAUGACCUUCCUGGACGCGCUGGAGGCCGGCUAUGGGAAAUACAAGAACCCUUACCACAACCAGAUACAUGCUGCUGACGUCACUCAAACUGUACACUGCUUCCUGCUUCGCACUGGCAUGGUGCACUGCCUGACAGAAAUUGAGGUCCUGGCCAUUAUCUUUGCAGCUGCAAUCCACGAUUAUGAGCACACAGGUACCACCAACAGCUUCCACAUCCAAACCAAGUCAGACACAGCCAUUUUGUACAACGACCGCUCAGUGCUGGAGAACCAUCAUAUCAGUGCCGUCUUCCGUAUGAUGCAGGAAGAGGAGAUGAACAUCCUCAUCAACUUGACCAAGGAUGAAUUUGCGGAGCUCCGGUCGCUUGUGAUCGAAAUGGUUCUAGCUACAGACAUGUCCUGCCACUUCCAGCAAGUCAAAUCCAUGAAAACGUCCCUACAGCAGCUUGAGCGGAUUGACAAGUCCAAAGCGCUGUCCUUGCUUCUGCAUGCAGCUGAUAUCAGCCACCCUACCAAACAAUGGACAGUACACUCCCGAUGGACCAAGGCCCUGAUGGAGGAGUUUUUCCGACAGGGGGACAAAGAGGCUGAACUGGGAUUGCCCUUCUCCCCGCUGUGUGAUCGCACGUCCACAUUGGUGGCCCAGUCACAGAUUGGCUUCAUCGAUUUCAUUGUGGAACCCACUUUUCAAGUCCUGACAGAUGUAGCGGAGAAGAUGGUCAUCCCCUUGGUGGAGGAAGGCUCCAAGAACAAACCUCCCAGCCAGAGCAGUUCCCACUGGCGCCAACCCUCUGUGGAUGAGCAUGCUGAACUGGGAGACAUCAACGCUGACAUCAACAGCUUCCGUUCCACCUGGACAAAGUACAUCCAAGAGAAUAAACAGAAGUGGAAGGAGCGAGCAGCCAGCGGAAUCACUAACCAGACCUCCAUUGAUGAGCUCUCGCCAUGUGAGGAGGAGGCUAGCACGCCCGAGAACCAGCACAAUCAGAACGGCAACAUGGAAUAGCAUGGCCCACGCAGGAGCGAGGUGCCCGAUGCAAUUUACUCCAAAGUCUUCGAUACCAUCGACUCAGCACCAUCCGUUGAGGGACAGAGCCCCCCACCCCGGCUCGAGAAGGGUGUGACAUGAAUGUGACCAUCAAUACUACUAGUAAUAAUAUUAAUAAUGAUAAAAGCAACGUUAAUGAGUCAACAAUGUCACCAUCACACAGCACGCACUGCCUGCCCCUUCCCCGAGUUGGAGAAUGAGGGGGAGAGAGAGAGAGAGAAAGAGAGAGAGGACCGCCUGUAUAG
Messenger RNA from Varanus komodoensis (Komodo dragon), 1805 nucleotides. It is a transcript of the gene PDE1B, whose product is annotated as phosphodiesterase 1B. Gene Ontology annotation, molecular function: 3',5'-cyclic-nucleotide phosphodiesterase activity. Gene Ontology annotation, biological process: signal transduction. Lineage: Eukaryota; Metazoa; Chordata; Lepidosauria; Squamata; Varanidae. Bases 25 to 1518 code for a protein of 497 amino acids. The record is from RefSeq and is a predicted model, not a curated record. The transcript has 15 exons.